UUUGAUUCGAUCCGACCCGACCCGACCAGAAAAUCGCAAAACCUGUGUUUUUGCUUUCCCCGGUCUCUCAAAAUAAAAUUGCUCGCUUAGAAGCUUCAAACGCAGCUGAAAUGGCGGUUCAAGCAAAUCAGAGUGCUUCUUUUGGGUUCAGAACAGCUUCACCUUCUCAGAAGCUCUCUUCGAAACCCAUAGCUCAUAUCUCUCUAUCGACGAAGCUCAAACCCUCUUCUCGACCAUCGCUUUCGUGCUCUACUUGGAAUCAGGGUCAAAUUCCGGCGAGACACUCCUGUAUCAAUCCCGGAAUAUUCGCAUAUCCCCCCUCCAAUCUUACCUUCUCUCAUGAACUACCAGAAUCUGAAUCUCCGCCACUUGGAAAGAAGAAGAUGCGUGUGUUAGUGAAGCCGCUAGAGAAACCAAAGGUGGUACUGAAGUUUGUAUGGAUGCAAAAGGACAUAGGAGUUGCAUUAGACCAUAUGAUUCCAGGAUUUGGAACAAUCCCACUUAGUCCAUACUACUUCUGGCCUAGGAAAGAUGCUUGGGAAGAGCUCAAAACUUUGUUAGAGAGCAAGCCUUGGAUCUCUGAGCUUCAUCGUGUCUUCCUCCUUAACCAAGCUACAGACAUCAUCAAUCUUUGGCAAUCAAGCGGUGGAGAUUUGUCUUGAUUUGGAUUCACCAGAUAUAUCUGUUUAUCAUAGGUAUCAUUAACUUUUCAAAGUCUAAAGCUUUUGUGUUGUUUAGUCUAUCAUUAGUCCUCUGUGUAAUCAUCGAAACUCGAAAAAACUUCUAUCAUUAAAAUGGCGAAUUCAAAACAAGAAAACAAAAGAUCAUCAUCAUCAUCAUGAUGAACGUUUAAUCGAAGUACUUAGACAUUUGAAUCGAUUUAUUACUCAUCCCACAUUUCUCAUAGAACACUUUGUUCUCCACACUACAAUCUAGAAUCACCUUAUAGCAACCCAUUGAUUUGCAAUGAUCCAUAAGAAACUCAACAACUUUCUUCCCCAGCUGUUUCCCGCGAAACCUUGAAUCCACAACAACGUCUUCAAUGUGCCCAGCUUUACCGCAAUUCCUCAGAAACUUCUUCUCUAUCAUCACACUACCCGUAGCAGCGAUUUUUCCCGAAGUUUCUUCUUCGAUCACGCAGAUCACGUGGUCGUCACCAUACGAUCUGAUUUCUUCGAAUCGCCGAUCGAAUUCUUCGUCUGUUACUGAUCCGGUGACGGUUAGUUGACCUAGAAGCUCGAUGAAUCCUUUUCUCUUAUCGGAGAUCUCCAGUUUUCGGAUCUUGAAUGUCUCAGCCAUAGAAUCAGAUCGGAUAAUUUUGAAUUUGAGUUUUUUUUUAUAAGAUCCAGUCACUCACUGGAAC
Messenger RNA from Arabidopsis thaliana (thale cress), 1363 nucleotides. It is a transcript of the gene PSRP3/2, whose product is annotated as Ribosomal protein PSRP-3/Ycf65. Gene Ontology annotation, biological process: translation. The coding region runs from base 111 to 662 and encodes 183 amino acids. NCBI's taxonomy places the organism in Eukaryota, Viridiplantae, Streptophyta, Magnoliopsida, Brassicales, Brassicaceae. The record is from RefSeq and is marked reviewed. The transcript is spliced from 2 exons. Gene Ontology annotation, cellular component: chloroplast; ribosome. Gene Ontology annotation, molecular function: structural constituent of ribosome.